Molecule: messenger RNA, 1160 nt
Organism: Coffea eugenioides
Lineage: Eukaryota; Viridiplantae; Streptophyta; Magnoliopsida; Gentianales; Rubiaceae
Product: cell division topological specificity factor homolog, chloroplastic
Exons: 2
Coding region: 229-936 (235 amino acids)
Biological process (GO): cell division; regulation of division septum assembly; chloroplast fission
Source: RefSeq, a predicted model, not a curated record
CCAAGCGGCAUCGUAAAGUUCACCCUUCCCCUUUAUUAUUUUCUCUUGCCAGUCUACUUCACUACUAGUGUACAACCCAGAACUCCCAAAAGCAGUGGUGAAACCAAAAAGAUACCUGAAAAUCACCCAACCCAAUUUGGAACAAAUUUAUCAAAACCCGCUGGAGGAGAAGAAAAAAUAACUGAACGAUAAAUAGCUCAAGCCUGAAUCCCAAUCAAGAGACGAAGAAUGGCGAUAUCGGGAGAUUUGAGGGUCUCUGCGGCGCUGGGCCCACAUUCCAUCAACCCUCUUCUUCGCUGCUCAUUUCCACCUUCCAAGGUGGAUUUUGGUUCUUUCCCUGGUGGUGGAUCUGCUGUAUUUGACGCAACGCCUAAAUGGUCUCGCACAGUACUUGAGGGCCACAAUACGCGCUGUCAUUCCAAACGAUCUAUUGGGAUCUUUGGCGAACACAAGCUGUCCUCAAGUGCCAUUGGCCAGGAACUUGACUACUUCCUACAUAACGCCAUAAACAUGAACUUCUUUGAGCGGUUGAAUUUGGCUUGGAAGAUAAUAUUUCCUUCUCCUGCAUCAAGAAGGAAUUCCAAUGCAAACAUAGCCAAGCACCGCUUGAAGAUGAUUCUCUUCUCUGAUCGAUGUGCUGUGAGUGAUGAGGCAAAACAGAAAAUUGUAAGCAACAUAGUGACUGCCUUAUCUGAUUUUGUGGAGAUAGAAUCACAAGAUAAAGUCCAGCUGAGUGUAUCAACAGAUCCAGACCUGGGGACUGUCUACUCGGUUACAGUUCCUGUUAGACGUGUCAGACCAGAAUAUCAAGAGGAAGAUCCUACGGGAACAAUUACUAACAUCGAGUAUAAAGACAAUGGAGAAAAUUCUGGUUCUGUCGAUGUCAAGUUCGACUUCUACGUCCCAAAUAAAAAAUUCAACGACUUCAGCUUGUGAGAUGAAGCUUUUGCCAAGCAAGGAGGAAGGGAGAGAAGAAUUAGAAGAAAUGCAAUUAUGUUGUUUGCCAGUAGUGAUAUCAUUUCUAACUUGGUUUUGGUCUUUGCUAUCUCCUAGAAUUGUUACAAACUUGUAGUCUUGCUACUCUUGUAUAUAUUUACAAUUUCUUGCUUAGGUCGUUGGAAAUAUGGGUAAAUGUGAAAGUUGACGUUUCUUUGCAGUAA